Ostrea edulis (European flat oyster) is the source of this 11750-nucleotide messenger RNA. RefSeq names its product phosphofurin acidic cluster sorting protein 2-like. Bases 31 to 2652 code for a protein of 873 amino acids. Gene Ontology annotation, biological process: protein localization to plasma membrane. Lineage: Eukaryota; Metazoa; Mollusca; Bivalvia; Ostreida; Ostreidae. The transcript is spliced from 23 exons. The record is from RefSeq and is a predicted model, not a curated record.
GAGCAUGCGCAAAUUUGAUUAAAAAUAAAUAUGGCGGAGAAAUCUGUCAAAACGGUAGGGGUAGGCACUAAACCUGUGCCUAUGAAGUUCUUCGCCGUUUUGGAGGUGGAGAAAACAGCCCCAAGUUGUAUUCCAAGACUAUGUACCCUCACGUUGAGCAGGCUUAUCAUACACAAACCGCUGGAAAAUGACCUGAAUUCUGUGAUUAUUGCUGUUAAAAUGCAGAAUUCCAAAAGGAUUCUGCGGUCCAAUGAAAUCAUCAUACCACCAGGAGGCCUGCUGGACACAGAAUUAGACCUUACAUUCUCUCUUCAGUAUCCACAUUAUUUAAAAAGAGACUGCAAAUUACAAGUCAUGUUACAAAGAAGAAAGAAAUACAAGAACAAGACCAUCUUGGGAUACAAAACUCUGGCUCUUGGACAAGUCAAUAUGACACAUGUUUUACAAAGGACACAUGAUAAAGACCUGUCGCUGUACAGUGAACAAAAGGACAAUACAGAGAAGUUGUCCACUUUGGUCAUGUUGCAGCUGUCCAGUCAGCCAGUGGACCACACUGAGAAUGGCCAGAGAAAGACCACCCUAUCAGAUGUUGAUCGUUCACCAGACAUUGAUAAUGAAUCAUAUGAUGAAGAUGACCAGGAGGAGUGGUCAAAUGAUGACAUCAGUGAUCCGGAGGCAUUAGAUGAAGAUGGAAGGCUAAGGGCACGGAAAUCAAACCGAGCUCAGGGCAGAGGUGUGGCUUCUGCCAGGGGGCGUGUCAAUCAACAGAGGAAUUUUAAACAGAAAAUAGUAUCUUUGCUUCGAAAAUUCAAGAUCACAGAGGAGUCCUUAGACCCUGAGGAAUUCCCAGACACAAAUCAGGAUCCCAAUGAUGAAAUUGAAGAUUUAAUCGAUGAGCUGGCAGAGAGCAUGAGUGACAGUGGUCAGGAAAUGGACCAAGACACUGUCAGUGUGAUCUCAACACCAAAACCCAGACUCAGACCAUUUUUUCAAGGCCGGAUGAGUGCAGUUGAAUUUGAUGACAGCAGCAAGGACCCUGAUAAACAUAGUGAUGAUGCACCAUCCCUCAAAAAAGACCCUGACAGUCUGGACAAGGAACAGGCCGAUGAUCAGAAAUCUUCCCCAGAAACCAAAGGCAAAAUUAGUCAUGGCCGCAGUCGAUCAUAUAGAGAAGGAAAACACAGUAAAGGAGAUCGGCAACGUUGUCACAGUACUGGUCCAAUUCACGGAUCGGUUAGUACUGCGGAGCUUGUACUAACAAAACACACUCCCCACAAAGCCCUGAUGGAACAUUUGGGAGUGGUUCUAGGGGGAUCAGAAGAGAAUUUACCAGAAACAAUUAUGUUGGUCAAUACCUCAGAGUGGCAGGGACAGUUGUUCCAACAGAAGUUUCAGGACAACAGUUACAACAUGAUUUGUACAUGUGGAGAACCAGACGUAAAGGCAGCCAUCAGUGCUCUAGUGUCCAAAAUACAGAAAUAUUGUAACAGUAACUCUAAGGCACCCAGUGCCAUCCGAGUCUGUAUAGCAGGAAGUGACAGUUACGUCAACACGAUUCUGCGACCGUAUGUGGAGCAGUUCUCUGCCAAACCCCCAGACUGGCAGACAUACAUUAACUUCCUUAUUAUACCAUUUGGUUCCAGUUCUAUAGGGAGGUACAUUGGUAGUCUGGAUAACACCUACACCUUGCUGUUUCUGGAUCAACAGUGGAAGGAUACGUUUGAAAAGAAUGAGGCACCAAAACUAGAUUCUCAAGAUAUAAUGAGUCGAGUCUCCAAGUAUGUGAAUGCCUCCGGUUCAGUGGCUCAAAUCCCAAUCGCUGAAGCCAUGGUUAUGUGUAGAUCUAAAAGUGGAGAAGAGGAUUCAUCACAGAUCUUAAUUCCAUUUAUAAGUGAGGUUAAGAUUGGCAGUUAUGAUGUAAUGAAUGCCUCAAUGGACUUUGACGACACUGGUAACACAAUGUUCAACUCCCCUUCCUUAUCCAGUUCUCCUCCCAACAAUCUUGCCAGUCUGGAAAAGCCAAAAAUAGAUUUCUCAACACCGCCCAGCUCUCCGAAUGUAAAUGUGGCACCUAAUAGCAACUUGCCAGUGGCUGUGACCCCAUCAGGAGAGUUCGUAGAGCUACAGGUGGACUACUGGACGACGGUCACAAAGUCUGACAGUGCUGAUAAAAUGGACAAGGCCAGUAAGAAGGAUGGUAAUAAGUGUACACUGAAGACAACAUUCCGCUCGCUACAGGUCCAACGCCUGGCUCAGAAUCCUGUCGACCUUAAUGCUUUCUCCAUGGUAGUAGUCACUAAGGAGAAAAAACACAUCAAAUUUGUGAGGCCAAUCAACCAGCAACGUUCACCAUUUCUGGACACCCAUUGUCCGAUUUUACCACGACCUGGUGUACUUCUUUCAAAUGUGGAAGUGUUGACUAUUCACGUAAUGAGGCUGGGAAAGAAAGCCAAGGAAAGUGAAUCUAAGAGUCAGAUUGUGGAGGGAAUCAACCGCUUGAUUUGUACCACCAAAACUCAGAGCUACUCCCUAAAAGUCAUGGUAGAUGGUGUGGAGUGGACCGGGGUGAAAUUUUUCCAGUUGUCAACUCAGUGGCAGACCCACAUCAAACAUUUCCCAAUCUCCAUCCACAUCAACCCUGACCCUGUCUGAUUCCUACAUAUAAGCAUGUCUCACAGUCAGCCACCAUCAAGGUGCAUCCUGGGAAAUUUCCUUUGAAGGAGUUUUGUAUUUCAGGGCUUCCCUCUUUUAUCAGAGAUUUUAUACGAUAGAGUAUUUGAAUGAAGUCAACAUGUUGUAUUUUGCUUACCAGUGUAUUUGCCAGAUUUCCUUAGUUCUUGACAACAAUUUGUGAUAAUUCUCACCAGUGACAGUAUGGUGUAGACAAAUGCUCGCACGUCUACAUUAAACAGAAAUAGCGCUUUGACUGCUUCGCUGUUUAUGAGAUCACAACUACACUGAUCAGUGGGUGUUUGGCACCAGGUGCUUUAGACUUUCAAACAAAUUAUUUUGUGUAUAUACAUGUAUAUAUUCUUAUUUUUAAAAAUGAAUCAAGAUGGAUGAUACUUUUACUUUUUAACUUCUGCAAUCAAAUGUUGCGUAUUGUACACAAAUUGUUUCUUUUGGUAUCAUUUUUGAUGCUGUACAUUUGCGUCACACCAGGAAAGUGCAAUCUGUGUUUUAAACACAUAGACUCUGACGUAGGUCUGAAUAAAAAGUUUAAUAACUAGGAAAAAUUUAUGUGCAGAUUCACAAUUAUCAGGUUGAUGAUGUAAAAAGUAUUUUGAAUUACAAAUUAUUGUUACAUACAUGUUACAGAGACUGGAUGUGUUGUAAAAUGAAAACUGCAGGCACAGUCAAGCUAAAGACAAGAUUAGUGUAUAGUAUAUUGUAAAUUUUGUUCUGAAGACCAAGUGAUACUGGUGUGUUUGGUAGAGCUUGGUAGUGUUAGAUUCGGGAUUAUUAGCUUCUGUAAGAAGAAAGGUUAGUACAUGCAUUGUUAUGGUAACAUUAUUUUUGUGAAGAUCCUUUUCACUCCCUUGAAAUGUAUAUUGCAACUUCAUUUAUAUUUUAAGGAACUAAAAGAUUUGUUAUAUGAAAAUGCAUUGUAAUUAUAUGGUAAUUUCACUUACCAUUAGUUGUAACCUUGAACAACUUCACAUAACUGAACUUCCACAUGUAAUGAUUGUCAGUCUUAGUUUGUCUCAUUGUGCUAAGUGCUGAUUAAAGGCCAGUAAACGGUGAAUUGUCUCCCUGUAUAUUUCUCACUAUUUCACUCUAAUUUACCCGAGUCAUCUUUUGUCAAAUUGAAAAUUGUCCAUAUGCUGUUGUGUAUUAUCAACCUAUUAAUUUUGUUUGAAAAGGAUUGUGCUGGUAAACAUUUAUAUACUUAACCAAUAUGAAGUAGGAAAUCACUAUUGCAUUUAUAGGUCACCUGAGUGAACUCGGGUAACCUAUUGCAAUUGGUUGUUGUUGUGCAUUAACAAUUGAACAUUUUUAACUUUUUUUUUAUAACUACUAUUCCAAUUCUUAUCAAAUUUGGUAAGAGGCAUCCUGGGGACAAAGGAGACAUAAAUUGUAUAUUUCAGGACUCUUACACCCCUGGGGCCUAAGGGGCAGGGCAAAAACUGCCCAAAAUUGACCAAUUUUCUAAAAUCUUCUCUAGAACCGCACAAGUGUAAGAAAAACUAAAUGCAUAGUGAUAGAGAGCAGGAAGGCCCCUACCAAAAUUGUAAAUUUCAUGAUCCCCAGGGUAGGGGUUUUGACCCUAGGGUAGUACAUGCAAAAACACUAAAAUAACAUCUUCUUUACUGUUAUUGAUACUAAAUUGAAUCUAAAUGAGUAUUUAGAAAGAGCAGGUAGUCCUUUACCAAAAUUGUAAAUUACAUGUCCCUAGGGGUAAGGGUUUGGUAACAGGGUGGUGUAAUAAUUAUGAUAAUGAUUUGAAGGACUUAUUUAAGUUUGCUGAUACUGGACAUGUAUAAAAUCUAAAUGCAUACUUGGGAAUAGCAGAAAAAGAUGUAUCAAACAUGGUGAAUUUCACAAUCCAGGGUUAUGACUCUAGGAAGGGUCCAAAUUAGUCAUAACUUUUAAUGUUAAUAAACAUAUUAUAUUAUGUUAAGCCUUUCAUCAGUGUAUGCACUUUUGAGGGCAUAGAAGUUUUAAGAACACAUCUUCUUAUACUUUGUUGGAGGUGGGGGAGGGGGGGUGUAUACUGGAAUCAGGUUGUCCGUCUGGUCUGACGCAAUGGUUUCCAGGCUCUAAAGCGUUACCCUUUCCACCUAUAGUCACCAUAUCAUACCUAUGGACUACCCAUGGGAUGAAGAUAUUCCCUAUCAAUUUUAGGGUCAAACAUCAUGCGCACUUACAUCAAAGUAGCAAUAUGGUUUCUGGGCUCUAAAGCGUUAUCCUUUCCACCUACAGUCACCAUAUCAUACAUAUGGACUACCCAUAGGACAAAGAUGUUCCCUAUUGAAUAUGGGGUCCAAAGGUCAAGGUCACUGGACAUCGAAAAAGCAAUAUGGUUUCUGGGUUCUAAAGCAUCCUUUCCACCUACAGUUACCAUAUCAUACAUAUGGACUGCCCAUGGGAGGAAGAUGUUCCCUAUCGAAUUUGGGGUCCAAAGAUGAAGUUCACUGGACAUCGAAGUAGCAAUAUGGUUUCCAGGCUCUAAAGCGUUAUCCUUUCCACCUACAGUCACCAUAUCAUACAAAUGGACUACCCAUCGGACGAACAUGUUUCCUAUUGAAUUUAGGGUCAAAAGCUCAAAGGUCAAGCACACUCCUAUAGAAGAGACUACCCAAGGUUUUGUCAUGCCCUUUCUUUUUUACAUUCAGAAGAAGUAAUUUAUACCUAUUAACAACACCCUUUGGGAGAUUGAGGUAAGGUAGGGGGGGUAUUCUUAGUGAGCAUUGCUCACAGUGCCUCUUGUUUUAUACUGUUGCUGAAUAUUAGAAUUUAGCUUAGAUAUUCAGAACAGGAUUUUUUUUUCUAGUUUUCAUAGCCCUUUGGAGUAGGGAUACUUUUUACUAGUACUCAGGUGACAGAUAAGGCCUGUGGGCCUCUUGUUAUACCUUGCAUCAGUAUUGUUCAAACUGUCCCUGACCCCCUGAUCUGAGGUGUUCUCCACAGUGAUAGUAUGGGAUUAUAUCACCAGGAACCUCAAACAUCAUCUAGAAUAUACCCAACCAAGGAAUUUGUAGUUUCAAUUUCCUUUUGCAAUGAAAUUUCAUCAUGUUUCCUUUUUUUCAGCAGAAUUUCAUUACAUGUCGGUUUUCCUUCAAACAAGCGUUGUUGUUUGUCAUUUUUGUUGUUGCAUAUUUUGCUGCCUGACAUUAAGAUUUUGUAGAAGUGAGAUAGUUAUAUCACAAAUUGAGGUGAAACUCUUUGUGGUGCAGAGGAAAAUGAUUGUGUACUUCAUUAUCUUUUGUAUUUGCCUCAGAUCAUUAUUUUAAACGAUGUCUUAACACAAUGUUUUAAGGAACAUGCACUACUGUGUUCAGCGUUAGGGUAGUGAUUGCAUGGGUCAUUGAAAUUGAUGAAUCUAUGAAUUUUUUUUUAUUUUUAUAUAUUUUGUUGUUGACAAUAUCUGUAACUCAUUAUGAAAAUAUCGUAUAUGGUUUUCACAGAAAUUAUGAUGCUACAGUUGUCAUAGUAACCCCUCUUGUUGACUUUCUGUAAUAAAUGGUACAUGCGCCGUUUCAGAUGGCGUUUAAAGCUGAUACAAAAAGAGUACGUGAUUCAAAUUUUAUAUCAAAUUGAAGUUAAAGCCUUAAUUGAUAUAAUAUAAGAUGACCAUUUAUUUUCAUACGAAGUAGAAGCACAGCAGCUUAUGAGCAAUUUCGCUAUUUUUAGAAGGCAGUUCUUCACCAAAGCAGACGUAUUUUCACCCCCUGAGAUAUAAAUUUUAUACCCCCCCCCCCCCCCGCGCAACAAAGUAGUGGGGGGGGGGGGUAUACUGGAAUCGGGUAGUCCGUCUGUAGACGCAAAGGUUUCUGGACUCUAAAGCAUCCUUUCCACCUACAGUCACCAUAUCAUGCAUAUGGACUACCCAUGGGACGAAGAUGUUCCCUAUCGAUUUUGGGGUCCAAAGGUCAAGCUCACUGGACAUGGAAGUAGCAAUAUGGUUUCUGGGCUCUUAAGUGUUAUCCUUUCCACCUACAGUCAUCAUAUCAUACAUAUGGACUACCCAUAGGACGAAGAUGUGCCCUAUCAAAUUUAAGGUCAAGUGCAUUGUAACAAUAUGAUUUCCGGGCUCUAAAGUGUUAUCCUUUCCACCUACAGUCACCAUAUCAUACAUAUGGACUACCCAAGGGACGAAAAUGUUCCCUAUUGAAUUUGAGGUCAAAGGUCAAGUGCACUCCUAUAGAAGAGACUACCCAAGGUUUUGUCAUGCCCUUUCUUUUUUAUACGCCCAUCUUAAGACGUCCGUAUUAUGGUAUGGCGUUCAUGUCCGUCCGUCUGUUAGCUUUUUCGUGUCCGACCCGUAACUUAAAUACUACAAGGCCUAGAAUCAUCAAACUUUGUCUGUAGAUACAUCUUGGGUAGAAGGUGUGUCGCACAUUAAAACCAGGUCACUGUGACUUUUCAUUAAGAAGAUAUGGCCAUAUAUGGCAAAAACUUGUCCGGCUCAUAACUUGAAAACUAUUAGACCUAGAAUCACCAAAAUUGGUCAACUAAUGCAUCUUAGGCAGAAGGUGUGUCGCAUCAUACUUUAAGGUCACUGUGACAUUUAAUUAAGGUGAUAUUUUAAAAAAAAUGUUUUAAUGGGUACAAUCUAUACUGUUAACAAUAUAUGACGGGCGUAUCAUGUGCCGUGGCGGUGCACUUUAUUUAUAACUAUUAAAAAUAACAACGCCCUUUGGGAGAUUGGGGUAAAAGGGGGUAUUCUUGGUGAGCAUUGCUCGCAGUUCCUCUUGUUACAUAUGUUUUAAUAUGUUAGGAAUUUUUCCUGAAAGUAUCAAUAUUGGUUUUUAGGAUUACUAUGGUGCUUAUGAGCACUAUAAUUACCCCCCUCCCCGCUUUAUAUAAAUGCUGCAGGUACAGGUGAUAAUACGAUAAAUAUGCACCUUACAUGCAUUUAUUUUAACUCGUAUUAAAACUAUAAAAAGGUUUUGAUGUUUAUUAUUGAAUUUAUUCCACAUAGAAUGAUGGUGCUGUUGCUUUGGAGAUGUAUGUAUUACUUUCUGUUUGAAAUUACUUGUAUUUGUAUACAUGCUCUGUAAAUGUAUGUCAAAAACGCGGGGAAAUAUAAUACAGCCGAUGUAAACUGUGCAUAUUACUUGUGACGUGGGUUGUUUUUUUUUCUCCUUCCAAACCAACCGAUUAUCAGCAACAAAACUUUCUUAUUUUUUUUAUAUUACAAGAAUUAAGUGAACUAAUUGAGCAAAAGAUAUUAACAGCGAAUGUCAGACAUUUCGGCCCAAAGACAUUUCGGACCAUUGACAUUUCGGCCCCUUGACACUUCGGCCCAAACGUUUCGGCCCCAAAAAAAUUGGACCCUUCGGCCCAAAGACUUUUCGGCCCAAGACACUUCGGCCCUCAUUUUUUUUGGUAUGAGACACUUCGGCCCAUAUUUUUCAUUUUGCUAACAUCACCCAUAUUAUUGCGUUUCCACAACAUUAUAGUAAAUUGACACUUCGGCCCAACGACACUUCGGCCCAAUGACAUUUCGGCCUAAAUGUUUAAUAAUGACAGUCAUGGGUCAAUUCCUUUGGUUUUUAUAUUUCGUCACUUCGGUCCAGACGUUUCGGCCCAAAUUUUUGAGACACUUCGGCCCAAUUUGUUUUUAAAACUGAGACAUGUCGGCCCAUUAUACGUUUUAUUAUUCUGCUUUAUAUAUCACACAUAUUUCUUUUUAAAACAACAUCAUAGUAUAUCGGCCCAUUUUUUAAAAAGACGAGCACUGACACAUGAUUAAAUAGUUUCUAGUGUUUGGCAUAAACCAUCUAUAUGUAAACAAAAACAAGACGCGGGCCUUGUUUACGUAACGAUGAAUUUUGAGUAUGAUAUCUUGCUUGUAACUCAACAGCUACAUUAAAUUCUAACUUUGGCUGGCCAUUAAAAAUACUUUAGUUAAGCAUUGUAAACAGUAGAAAUGGAAAAAUAGGGUUUGAAAAUUUUCAGCUCAAAUCGUGUCCAUGCCCUUUUAACAAACGAUUCACUGCUAACAACACACUCAUUGGAUACCUCGCAAUUUGCUGGGGUGUCCUAUAUUUUAUUAUUUUCUCUCUGGGACUUGGGCGUUAUUUGACGCCGUCGUUGUUCCCAAUCUUUAUUUUAUCCAUUCAUACAUACAUACAUACAUACAUACAUACAUACUGAAUGACACUCACUUACAAAACUAAUAUAUAUCAUAAGACAUCAUCCAGGGAAGUAAUCUUCCUUGUCAAAUUUAUAAAGUUAUAUAAAACCUUUGACAGUUUGUCAUCUCUCUGUAAUAAGAGUUUUGCCCAGUAACCCAACAUUCUGGUUUUUGAUAUUUUUAGGUAUAUAAAUAACUUGUCUUAGAGUUCUUGACCUAUUACAGACAGUCCUGUAAUAUUUUUGUCAAUGAAAAACUUUUCUAAAUCGUUCAAAUAAAUGACAAAAAGAAACGGAUACAAAAUAAUAUUUCCCAUUAAUCGCUCGUUUGGUAAAUAUAAUAUAACAUUGAAUAUUUUCACACAUGAACUUACUAGUUUAUCAAUUUUCAAUAGCUUUCUUGACUUCGUCGUCAGUAACUUUUGCAUUUAUAAUAUCAUCAAUAUGUUCACGUUCCUUUACAUCAACAUGCGGGAACUCCCCUCCACCAUAAUCGGCUUCAAGCAGAUCUCUAAAGUAUUUGAAAAGAGUAUUUAUAUCUAUUUAUUCCUACACUUUGUCUUCUGAUUGCCAAUGAUUAAUUUCCAAAAUUCUCUUGGAUUAUAGCUUUUUAAUUUAUCAAUGUUUUCCUUCAUUUCUUUCCUUUGUUCCCUUAUGGAUUUUAAAAUAUAUAUAUUUUUUUUCUAGUAUAUAAUGAUAACAUUAUGUCAUUAGUUGUUAGGAUCCUGACCACUAUAUUGCAACUUUAUAUCAUUAGUGGAUAUUGUAUCAUCAAUGGUUACUACAUUAUUUCUUCAUAUAUACCAAAUAAUAUUGUUGUUCUGUCAAAAGAUAAAGAUAUUCUAAACUUGUAUAAAAGUCCCUCUUCAAUAUCAUUCCAAAUCUCCUUUACUAGAUAACACUCAGCAAAUAGAUGUUCACUUGAUUCAAUUUCAUUAUUGCAGAAACAACAUGUUGGGGAUUCUUUAAUCUUAAGUUCAUAUAGAUAUGAAUUUGUGAGAACUAUUCUAUGUAAAAUUUGGAACUGUGACCAAUAUAAUGAAGAAUUAAAAACAAAUUAUAUAAAAUCCAAAGGAAUUGACCCAUGAAUGUCAUUAUUUAAUAUUUGGGCCGAAGUGUCGUUGGGCCGAAAUGUCACUGGCCGAAGUGUCAAUUUACUAUAAUGCUGUGGACACGCAAUAAUAAUGGGUGAUGUUAGCAAAAUGAAAAAUAUGGGCCGAAGUGUCUCAUACCCAAAAAAUGAGGGCCGAAAUGUCCAACUUUUGGGCCGAAACGUCCGACUACCUUAACAGCAAGUGCUAGCUGUUUUCAGAACUACAUUCUUUCUGAUUUCUCUUAUCGUCCACGUUACAUAUUGAAGACUCCCUCGAUUUCCUCUUAGCUGACGAUCUCAAAGUGGACGAUGGAAAUAUUUGAAGCAAAAUAAAGUGUUUAAAAUGUAUAGUGUAUGUAAAGAUAUGAUGGGAAUUAUCAAUAUUUUUUGCUCAAACGAUGCGUUUACGUAACCUGUUUCCUCGGCAUAACGGUUUCCCUUGGAUAUUAUAUAUUUAGCAUUUUAAAUUUAUAUGGACACUGUAUACAUGUUAUGAAAUUUAUAACACUAUAUAUUUUAAUUUUAAUAGGCCUGGUGGUUUGUGAAUUAAAUUUACGUUUUGUAAGACUGAAAAUUAACGGUAGCAAGGUUUUACAUGUAUUAUGGAGACUUAAACUAUGACUAUCAUUUAAAAUAUAAUUAAAACGUAAGGGAUUUUUUAUUUCUAUUUUUUUUUUUACUUCUAUAUUUCUAAACAUAUUUUCACUUUAACCUGCGUCUGGUUAUAUCUGACAAGUCUUUAUUUCCACCGGCUGUCAUAACUAAUGCUCAAGCGUGUGAUGUAUUCCGGAAUCAGAAACGAAAAUAGUCUCUUUAGAUACUACAUGAAUAAACCACGUGAUGCCUUGCAAUCACUACCUUAAACGCCAUAGAAAAAAUUGCUUGCCAAAAUGUUUGUUGAGAAUUACCAUGUAUACAGUUACUGAUUCUGAAAUCUUGUGAUGGUGCACUGAAGUUGUUUCAUCUGUUAUUUCUUAUUUUUGAAACUAAUAGCUCUAUUUGUAUGGUAAUGUACCAUAAAAUGUUGCUGUAGAUUUUAAUGGUAUUGUAGGUUUAUUGUGUGGCAUUAUGUAUAUCAAUGUCUCUGAGUACACUAGUCAGAACUCUCGGUAUGUGUCCUCAAUUAGUACCGUUAGGAACUGUAGAGUUGAUCCUGUUGUAGUUCACGAUCAAUGUCUGUACCACAAAAUCUUUUAUUGCAGGUGGUCUGCUAAAAUUUGGUUUUCAUAAGUCGACGUACUAGUCAAAAAAGUUUUAAGUCGAUAUGACUGGUAUACAAAUUUUUUAUUCGACACAUUUUAGAAAAGGAAAUUUUAGACAUGCAUGAAUAUUUUUUAUUUGUUGGUAGACCUGGAAUACAUUUUGCUAAUGAUAAUAUUUCCAACAUUUUGUGUUCAGAUAUUGCGUAAAGUUUCUGAAAACUAUAAGUGACAUUAGAAAUUUUGACUUUUAUUUCAUGAUUUUCUGCAAUAAAUUUGAGAUGUUAAUUUGCAUAUUUUAGCAAAUUAAAUUUUAGAAUCAAUUCAAGACUCGAUAUAAAUCUUGCUUGUAAUAUGCAUUGCAUGUAAAAUUUUAUUCUUACAGUUGUAUUGAUUAUUUUGCUUUUCUUAUGAAAACUUUUUACACAGUAUUAUGCAACAAAUAUAGUCAGGACGUGUGCUUUGUGACAGAGAGAGGAACAUGACUCUCUGUAGUGCAUGUUUUAUUACGAUUAUUUUUACAAUAGCCAGCUAUAUCGGAUUUGUUAUUUUGUAUUAUGAUUUUGGGAUGCACUGCAAUAUGAUGACUGCCAGACCUGAUGUCACCCAGUGCAAAGUUGUUGUCACCUGUACUUAAAUAAAAAGUGAAUAACCAG